Molecule: messenger RNA, 1440 nt
Organism: Colletotrichum siamense
Lineage: Eukaryota; Fungi; Ascomycota; Sordariomycetes; Glomerellales; Glomerellaceae
Exons: 1
Coding region: 1-1440 (479 amino acids)
Source: RefSeq, a predicted model, not a curated record
AUGAAGCUCCGUUCGAGAACCAUAUACUCGGCCGGCGCUGCCAGUCACCUGCGAUGGGCAGCCUUGCCUGCGGAGAUUCGACUGAUGAUUCUGGAGCAAGCUGAGAUCGGAAAUAUCAAAGCCCAUGAUUUGUCGAAUUGGGCAAGAGUCUCGAGGGAAUGGCAAACCUUCUUCGAACCGCAAAUUUUCCACCACCUGAAGCUUCAAUUUCCUGGUUCUGAUAUCGACGAUCUGAACUCUUGUGUUCACGGCUAUCGAAGAGAUCUCGUCAAGAAGAUCUCACUUCACGUAAGAACUGAAGAGUACGAUUAUGUUGACAAAUUCGACUGGCCAGAGAGCCGAGAUACGAUCAAGGCAAACAAUAAGGUCUUCAGUCAGGCCCUGAAGAAAUUGUUUGUUUCUCUUUCUACAUGGUCUUAUGACUCGCCUACGGCUGGCAUCAAAUUAAGCUUGUCCGCCGGCUCUCCGAGCGAUCCAAGCCACCCUUUGGAGCAUCACACAGGCACUCAGAGGAGUCAAUUUGAUAGGAUGCGUAUUUCCUCCUUGAGCUCUAGGCAGCGUCUUCUUGGCAACUUAUUAGACGCUAGCUCUGGCGCUCUCAAGCUUCCUCAGGUCUCUGUCGUCAACAUGUUUUCUGUAAAUCAAUAUUGCUACAGAAGCCUGACGAAGACCUUACUUGCGAAAGUUUUUCAUAGCCUUUGUCGUCUCAAAACUAUCAACUACGAGCCAUGGCAAGCAAUUACUCCUUUCGAACAAAUUUCCCGCGACGAGGCAACAACUAUGCUGCUCGACUGCGCGAGCGGAUUGGCCACGUUGGACUCUGUGCAUAUCUGGGAAGCGAAGUCUACACUGAAUGAACCCGCAUAUUUCUACAGCUUUGGCGACAGAUUUGGCAAGGAAGACCUUGUCUCUCGAGCGGUCGAUGCAAGCUACUGUCUCCAGUGUUUUACCGUUUGUCACGCUGUUGAUGCCAGAGACUUUUUUUGGCAUGCGUCGGGGGAUGCGCCGGCAGACCUUUCUCAGCCAUCAGAUGGUCUUGGUACAUGGCCAGCCCUCAAAUACCUAGCCUUGACGACGCAUAUCGAAGACCUGGUAUCCAGCCCGUCAGCCCUGGAAAGUCUGCUUCUUCAAGCAAGUUGGGCCGCUUCGCGCAUGCCUUUACUGGAAACAAUGGAAAUCUGGGCCUCAGGCUCCGACAAGGGGUUCAUCUUCAGAUAUCACGUUCGGGAAGGCUCGCCAUCGCUUGCCGUGAUAGCGACAUGGCAGCUCACAUUGAGCGAGAAGGCUUUGGGUGCAUGGAAACAAGUGGCAGCUAGCUGUGAAGGACACAAAUUAACCUACGACGUGAAGUUGACGACGUCAGAACUACCAAACUUUCCUUGUAAUCUGUUAAAACUAGGUUCACAACUGAGGGAGUGGAAACAAUUUUCGAGUUUGUAG